Molecule: messenger RNA, 1068 nt
Organism: Geodia barretti
Lineage: Eukaryota; Metazoa; Porifera; Demospongiae; Tetractinellida; Geodiidae
Source: the annotation of a GenBank genome assembly
AUGACCAUCUCGCCACUGGUUGACCAGACCAUCGCCGCCAUCGGCCCCCUCGAUGCCGCCGCGGUUGCCGCCGCCGAAGCCCGGCAGGGCGUGCUCACCAAGCCGCCCGGCAGCCUGGGACGGCUGGAAUCUCUGUCAAUCCAGUUGGCCGGCAUAUUGGGCCAGCCCAUCCCUCAGAUCACCGGCAAGGCGGUCAUCGUGGUCGCCGGCGACCACGGCGUCGCCGCCGAGGGCGUGUCCGCGUUUCCCGCCGAAGUCACGCCGCAGAUGGUCUUCAACUUCGUGGCCGGCGGCGCGGCCAUCAACGCGCUGGCCCGCCACGCCGGCGCCAAUAUCACCGUGAUCGACGCCGGCGUGGCCGUGGACCUCGACCCGCAGCCCGGCCUGACCAUCGCCAAGGUCGGUUACGGCGCCGCCAACAUCGCACGCGGCCCCGCCAUGAGCCGUGAGGACGCCGUCCGCUGCCUCGAAAUUGGCAUCAACGCCGCCAACGAGCAGGCCGACGCCGGUGCCAACCUCAUCGCCGGCGGCGACAUGGGCAUCGGCAACACCACGCCAUCGGCCGCGAUAACCGCCGCCGUCACCGGCGCCGACGUGGCCUCUGUCACUGGCCGGGGUACCGGCGUCGACGACGCCGGCCUGGAGGCCAAGAUCGCCACCAUCCGGCGCGCGCUGGAGGUCAACCAACCCGACGGCAGCGAUGGCAUGGACGUGCUCACCAAGGUGGGAGGCUUCGAGAUCGGCGUGCUGGCCGGCGUCAUGCUGGGCGCGGCCGCGCGCAACUGCGCCGUCGUCGUCGACGGGUUCAUUAGCGGAGCGGCGGCCCUGAUCGCCUGGCGGCUGUGUCCCGAUAUUGCCCAACGCUAUAUCGCCGCCCACCGCUCCGUGGAGCCGGGCCACAACGUCGGCCUACAGGCCAUGGGGCUGUCGCCGCUGCUGGAUAUGGAGAUGCGCCUCGGCGAGGGAACCGGCGCCGCCCUGGCCAUGCCCAUCGUGGAGGCGGCGGCCAAGUGCCUCGCGGAGAUGGCAACCUUCACCGAGGCUGGCGUCUCCGACGGGGACGAUUAG